Molecule: messenger RNA, 1137 nt
Organism: Marchantia polymorpha subsp. ruderalis
Lineage: Eukaryota; Viridiplantae; Streptophyta; Marchantiopsida; Marchantiales; Marchantiaceae
Source: the annotation of a GenBank genome assembly
CGAUCCAUUUGUUCUUACCUUGCGACCCAAUGUUCAUCUGGAAAACAUAUGUCAGCCCUCAUUCGGGAACGAACGUAGAGAAUGUAUGAUAAUUCGAUAGUGAGUGGGUGCUAGCAGUCUCGUGGGUAUUAGCAAUCUCGCAGUUGCUAGAAAUUCACGGCAAGUCUUAUCCAUGGGCCUUGAUCUGGUCUAAUUAUUGAAUCCUGCCCGUUCCUGAGUCUCGGAGUAGCACCCUCAGGCCAUGAGUGUGUGACUUUGCUCUGAAUACGAGGUUUACAAUUGCAAUCCCCUCGGCGAAUGCAAUUGGAAGGGCAAGAAUGAUGCAUUCUGACUGUCAAUCUGCUGCAGCCAUGGCUUCCCAGGGAUCUCGUCUGCGCUAGCCGUGGGCAUCAUUAGUUUCAUCCUCGGCUCGUUACCCACGACGUCUACCGCUGGAUUCGUGAGCGAUGGGGUAGGCGGGCGACGGCCGUUCGAGUAUGUCGUCCUUCAGGACUGGGAGACUCUGCAGCGUCAGGAAGGAUGCGCAGCGAUGGGCGUCUCCCAGAUCGUCAAUUCUCCGAACAAGAUGUACAGCUUCGCACAAGCUAUCUUGUGCCCGGAUCGAGAAUUAUCUCCGUGGAAUAUCAGCUUCGUGUUCGGAGCGUCGAACAAUCCAAUGUCGCUAGACUUCCCUCCUCAGGGCUGGACGUGGACAGGUACAGGUCCAAGACUCUGGGAAUCUCGUCCUCGUCCACGAAGAUGGCAAGUCUGUCGUCUGGAAGGCUCAAGACAUUCCCGUGCUGCCUCUGCUGCCGCUCAGUGAAGCUGCAAAUUCGAAAACCGGAUAUCUGAGGACUGCAAUGUCGGCCGUUCUAGUCGCUCACGUGCUUCCGCUCCUCAUUAGCUGUUUAUGAUCCUGACAUACUUUUCCAGAGUUUGGACAUUCCAGGUUUCUGAAAGGAAGCGCAGGUUGUUAACCGAAAUCACCGAACCUCUGAGUAGAUUCGUCUCAGUCACUCACUGAGCUUGACUGAUACUGCAUUUCUGAGAUUGCAUUUGGAAUCUGUUCCGCUAGAUCUAGAAGGCCAAUGUGUACGGGGAGGAGGUUUGAAUUUGCUUACCUCCCGAAAGGGAUCAAUAUAAUUUAGACUUCAUCCG